AUGUCGGCCGCCCUCCCGCCGCCGCCGCCAGGCAUCGACCUCACGCAGGACCGGCGGCCGGACAUCAUCGCCACCUCGGCCGUGACCCUGGCGCUGGCGAUGCUCGCCGUGGCGCUGCGCAUCGUGAGCCGGCGCAUCAAGCGCGUGCCGCUGUGGAUAGACGACUGGCUCAUCAUUGCAUCUCUGCCUUGCGCGUGCGCACACGUCGCUGGCAUUGCUGGAUACGCUGUGAGCCGGGGCUUCGGGAGGCACGUCUGGGUCAACCCGCCCGACGCGGUGCGCGCCUGGGCGAUUGGCCUCUUCACCGCCGAGCUGGCCUACUUUUGCACGCUGCUGUGCGUCAAGUGGUCCAUCCUCGCCUUCUACUGGCGCUCCUUCAAGAUCCGGCAGUCGAUCAAGGUGCCCAUCUGGGCGCUGGCCAUCAUCACCCUGUGCUGGGGCAUUGCCGUGAUCCUCGUCACGCUCUUCCAGUGCGUGCCCAUCCAGGCCUGGUGGCAGCGCUUCGACCCCGUCAACCCCCUCCCGCCAUCCGCGUACACGUGCGGCGUCGACUCGAGAAAGUUCUUUUACGGAAACGCCAUACCGACGAUUGUGACUGACAUAUUGAUGCUCGCGCUGCCGACGCCGUAUAUAUGGCACCUGCAUCUGCCGCGGGGCCAGAAGCUCGCUCUGGCGGGCAUCUUUCUCGUCGGCAUUUUUGUCACCGUCGUGUCCGUCGUCCGACUCAGCUACCUCCUCCGCGGGGACCUCACCAAUCCAGACAUUACCUGGAACUUUGUGGACAUUGGUCUCUGGUCCAUCAUCGAGGGCAAUAUUGCCAUCUUCUGUGCUUGCCUCCCCUUCCUUCGCCCUGUCCUCAGCAAGCUCAGCUUUGGAAUCCUGCAUCUAUCUUCCUACCACUCCAAAGCGCGUCAGAAGCAAUACGGUGGCCAGUACGGCCAGGGCUCCACCCGCAAAACGACCACGACAAACUCCACCACCAACGGCGGCGGCGCAAGUUCCGGCAAGGAUGAGGUGUUUGACGAUGACGACUCGGGCGCCCUCCGCAACUGGGAAGGUGACCGUCGCUUCGGCGUGUCGUCGUCGCACGCCCGCGCAUUUGCGAGCCGAGGUGGCGGCAGCAGCGGGAGUGGGGGCGGCGGUGACCUGGAAGCGGAUGACCGUCCGUUCGUACGGAUGUCUCCUGACGACGGGCGCAGCGCGACUACAGUCGCGGCAGAGGGGAGGAGGGCAGCGCGCGGGAACAACGGCUCGUUCACGUCGAUCGAGCUCCGGGAUCUGGACGGCGGGAGAACAUCGCCGCUAGACGGUAUCGUAGUGACCCGCGAGGUGCAUAUGCAGCAUCAAGCUGUAUGA
Purpureocillium lilacinum is the source of this 1356-nucleotide messenger RNA. RefSeq lists its product as uncharacterized. Lineage: Eukaryota; Fungi; Ascomycota; Sordariomycetes; Hypocreales; Ophiocordycipitaceae. The record is from RefSeq and is a predicted model, not a curated record.